This is a messenger RNA of Thlaspi arvense, 818 nucleotides long. The record is from the annotation of a GenBank genome assembly. Lineage: Eukaryota; Viridiplantae; Streptophyta; Magnoliopsida; Brassicales; Brassicaceae.
UUUUAAUUCCCCAAACAACAAAGAGACUUUUCCGGCUAUUCGAGGGAAGAAAGAAAGUUUGGGUAAAUCAAAAAUCGCAAUUGAGAUUAAUGGCGAUGGAAAUAGCAACUCCGGUUCAUGCACCGGAACCAACUCCGGUGAGCAACAUCAUCGUGUCAGCAACAACCGCCGAGGAAUCUCAGAAAAAGAACAGGAUUCAAGUUUCCAACACCAAGAAACCCUUGUUCUUCUACGUUAAUCUCGCCAAGAGGUACAUUCAACAGCACAACGAGGUCGAGCUUUCUGCACUUGGAAUGGCGAUCACAACAGUGGUUACGAUAUCAGAAAUAUUGAAGAACAAUGGACUUGCAAAAGAGAAAAAAGUACUGACAUCGACAGUGGGAAUGAAAGACGAGAACAAAGGGAGAAUUGAGAUUGUGUUGGGGAAAUCAGACAAAUUCGACUCUUUGAUGACUCCGGUGACCAAUGUUAUGGUGCCAAAGAAGGACGAGGAGGAGGAGGAGACGAAUGCAGAGGAGAAACCAGCAGAAAGCAAAGCCGAGGUUGAAGGCAAAGACUGAUCAUCUAUAACAAAAACUUGUAUAUGAUUCUUUAGUUAUGGAUUUCGGCCGAGAACAUGUUGCCCUAGCUUCUUACGAAAUUCUUUUAUUAAAAAAAAAAAAAAUUAACCACAACGACGAGCAUACUCUGUUUGUGACAGAAUGUUUACUUACUAACUCAAAAAAAAAUACUAUGGAAAGGCAAUGAAAUGUUGUUUUGUUGAUUAAUCUUUUUGUUCUCUCUCUUUGUUGAACAAAUGACAAUGAUUUUUCUUGGAG